AUGGGUAAGAAGCACUCUGAAUCCCUGGAUUCCGGUAUAGGACCGCUAUCACAGCCCGCCCAUGCCCUACCUUACGAGAUCGUGCUUAAGGAGCUCAACACCGAUAUCAACGAGGGACUCACGGCCGAAGAAGCGAGCUGCCGUCUUCAGCAGUAUGGACCUAACAAGUUGGAUGAAGGCGAGGGUGUAUCUGUUGUUAAUAUACUCGUCCGCCAGGUGGCGAAUGCGAUGAUGCUUAUCCUGAUUAUGGCUAUGGCCGUUAGCUUUGGCGUACAGUCCUGGAUUGAAGGGGGCGUGAUAUCUGCCGUGAUCGCUAUCAAUAUCGUUGUUGGAUUCUUCCAGGAAUAUGCGGCAGAGAAGACGAUGGAGUCCCUGCAUUCGCUGAGUUCGCCUACAGGUGUUGUCUCCCGAAAUGGGAUGACCCAUUCGAUUCCAUCAGUGAAUAUUGUUCCAGGCGAUAUGGUUGAACUAAAAACCGGUGACACGGUGCCCGCAGAUCUCAGACUAGUUGAAGCUGUUAAUUUCGAGACUGACGAAGCUUUAUUAACGGGUGAAUCUCUGCCAGUCCAGAAGGACUGCGAUGCUACCUUCAAAGCGGACACCGGCCCUGGAGACCGCUUGAAUAUAGCCUUCAGCUCUAGCACUGUUACUCGAGGUCGCGCACGCGGCGUUGCUAUUGCAACUGGAAUGGCCACUGAGAUCGGGUCUAUCGCUGCGGCACUCCGCGCCAACGACAGCAAGCGCCGCCCCGUAAAACGUGGUCUAGAUGGCAAGGCCAGAAAGAGGUCUUAUCUCCAGGCCUGGACCUUAACCGGGUAUGACGCUGUUGGCCGCUUUCUUGGCGUCAACGUUGGGACUCCGUUACAGAGAAAGUUGUCAAGACUGGCCGUCCUACUUUUUGGCGUGGCGGUUAUCUUUGCCAUCAUCGUGAUGAGUGCCAAUAGCUGGAGCGAUAACAAUGAGGUUAUUCUGUAUGCCGUGGGCACAGGGUUGAGUAUGAUUCCUGCCUGCUUGGUAGUUGUUCUCACUAUCACGAUGGCUGUGGGGACCAAGCGUAUGGUAGAACGGAACGUCAUCGUACGCAAGCUGGACUCCUUAGAGGCUUUGGGAGCCGUCACGGACAUCUGUUCUGAUAAGACCGGGACAUUGACGCAGGGCAAGAUGGUGGUAAAGAAAGCUUGGAUUCCUUCUCGUGGCACCUAUUCCGUGGGAACAACAAAUGAGCCAUUCAACCCGACUGUUGGCGACGUCAGUUUCUGCCCCGUCUCUCCCUUGCAGUUCAAUGAGGAAAAAGACAGGGAAGCUGUCUCCAACGCUGAAGAAUUGGUCAAUGAUAACCGCUCGUUGGAAGACUUUCUCGACGUUGCAGCUAUGGCUAACCUGGCUCGCGUCUACAAGUCUGACCAGGGAGAAUGGCACGCUCGGGGAGAGCCGACUGAGAUUGCAAUCCAAGUAUUCGCUUCGAGGUUCAAUUGGAACUAUGGUCGGUGGACUAAGGGUGAGAGAGCAGUGUGGCACCAAAGAGCCGAGUUCCCUUUCGACUCGACUGUCAAGAAGAUGUCUGUCAUUUUUACUAAGAGGACGGGUCAAGAGGAGCGAUCCAUGGUGUUCACGAAAGGUGCUGUCGAGCGUAUUCUUGAUGCGUGCACGACUGUCGUCUGGGACCGGGAUUCAACAACGCCCGUGGCAAUAACUGAGGAAUAUCGCAAUUUGAUCCUUGAGAACAUGGAGGAACUUGCCAAACAGGGACUUCGGGUGUUAGCACUAGCACACAAACUGUAUACCACAAACACCGUGUUUCUCGAAGACUCGGACCUCAACCGGGACGAGAUUGAAAAGGAUCUUUGCUUCCUGGGACUGAUUGGUUUGUACGAUCCACCUCGACCAGAGACUGCAGGGGCAAUUGGAUCCUGCUGCAAGGCCGGUAUCGUUGUGCACAUGGUUACCGGAGACCACCCUGGAACUGCCAAAGCCAUCGCGCAGCAGAUCGGCAUCGUACCGGCUGACUUCAGCAAAGUAGCUGCUGAUGUUGCAAAUGCUAUGGUUAUGACUGCCAGCCAGUUUGACAAUCUCUCGGAAGAGGAGAUUGAUUCCCUUCCCACGCUUCCCCUGGUUGUUGCGCGCUGUGCUCCUCAGACAAAAGUGCGCAUGAUUGAUGCCCUUCACCGGCGUGGUUGCUUUGUUGCCAUGACAGGUGAUGGAGUCAAUGACUCCCCGUCCCUAAAGCAUGCAGAUGUAGGCAUUGCCAUGGGGCAGACUGGAUCUGAUGUAGCCAAGGAUGCCUCAGACAUAGUCCUAACCGAUGACAAUUUCGCAUCCAUUCUCAAUGCGAUCGAAGAAGGCCGCCGAAUCUUUGAUAACAUUCAGAAAUUUGUACUUCAUUUGCUCUCCGAGAACAUUGCCCAGGCAUGUACUUUGCUCAUCGGCCUUGCAUUCAAGGAUGAAGAAGGUCAAUCGGUAUUCCCACUGGCACCUGUAGAGAUUAUGUGGAUUAUCAUGAUCACGUCCAGCUUUCCCGAAAUGGGACUGGGCAUGGAAGUCGCAGCCCCAGACAUCAUGGACCGUCCACCGCAAAGCAAACAAGGUAUCUUUACAUGGGAGGUGACGAUCGACAUCCUCGUAUACGGCCUCUGGAACGCAGCUCUAUGCCUUACCUCCUUCUCCUUGAUGGUCUGGGGAUUUGGCGACGGCAACCUAGCUCGUGGUUGUAACCGUGGCUACUCCCCCGAGUGCGAUCUAGUCUUCCGUGCCCGCGCCACGACAUUUGUCUGCCUGACCUGGUUCGCCCUCUUCCUGGCCUGGGAGAUGAUCAAUCUGCGCCGCUCAUUCUUCCGCUUGCGCCCAUGCACUUCCAAGUAUCUCACCCAAUGGAUAUACGACGUAUGGCACAACAAAUUCCUCUUCUGGGCUGUCGUGGCUGGCUUUGUCACUAUCUUCCCAAUCCUCUAUAUCCCCGUCAUCAACCACUCAGUGUUCAAGCAUAGCGGCAUUUCAUGGGAAUGGGGGAUUGUCUUCGUUGAGACCGUUCUGUUCUUCCUCGGGAUUGAAGCCUGGAAAUGGGCUAAGCGUGUCUUCUUCCGUCGGACUGACAGGAAGCGACGGAGUUGCAGCAGAUGCAGGGAGACGAGGAGCAGCUUCAUGUCUGAUGUAGAGGCGAGGAACUGA
This is a messenger RNA of Monascus purpureus, 3165 nucleotides long. NCBI's taxonomy places the organism in Eukaryota, Fungi, Ascomycota, Eurotiomycetes, Eurotiales, Aspergillaceae. The record is from the annotation of a GenBank genome assembly.